AUGGUGGUGAUGCCCCUAUACAUCACCACGAGCGAAGUAGCUCAAGGUAUUGGGGGUAACACUGGUGCCAGUGCUCAUGCUGAAACCAAUGAAGAGGCCAGGGACCGAAUUGUCCUGCGUCACGCUCCUCAAGUGGAGUCUCCUUGGAUGCCGUCAUCUAGAGAGUUAGACCGGUUGGCCGGCAUCACUACCGAUCGGGACCAUAUCCCGUUGCUCGACUUUAGGAAGAUCUGCCCUCCAAAUUCCAGCACGGAAACUAUCCGUGCUGAGGAAGAAUUCUUCACCGAUGCAUUUUUUAAGCACCGGUGGUACUACGGCAGCCGUGGUCGAGACGGUACGGCCCUGGUGAAAGGAUGGAAUGCCUUUACCUACAACAUCGAGUGUAUUGGCUUUUAG
Peronospora matthiolae is the source of this 396-nucleotide messenger RNA. The record is from the annotation of a GenBank genome assembly. Lineage: Eukaryota; Oomycota; Peronosporomycetes; Peronosporales; Peronosporaceae.